Archocentrus centrarchus (flier cichlid) is the source of this 2955-nucleotide messenger RNA. It is a transcript of the gene tut1, whose product is annotated as terminal uridylyl transferase 1, U6 snRNA-specific. The transcript is spliced from 10 exons. Gene Ontology annotation, cellular component: nuclear speck. Bases 146 to 2548 code for a protein of 800 amino acids. Lineage: Eukaryota; Metazoa; Chordata; Actinopteri; Cichliformes; Cichlidae. The record is from RefSeq and is a predicted model, not a curated record. Gene Ontology annotation, biological process: RNA 3'-end processing. Gene Ontology annotation, molecular function: poly(A) RNA polymerase activity; RNA binding.
UCGUGACGGACCGAAAGCAAACGCGGAGUGGACGCUGGAGGGAGAUUUGAGACGAGCGUGUGCAAGAUUGUUGGCCUAAACUUGGCUGGCGGUGUUUGUGCUUCCCUCAGUUCAUGUGUUAUCUUUGUAUCUUAUUCUUUACAUCAUGUCAGAGGACAGUGACAUACAAACGACGCCGAGAGGGUUUCAAUGCACGCUGUGCAACGUCCAUUUACCAAACACGGCAAGUUUGGAUCAGCAUGUGAAAGGGAAGAAGCAUCGGACACUGAGCACCGUGCGGGCCACCAGGAAGACCCAGGAAGAACACAGUGUGUUCGUCAGUGGCAUCAAUCCCAAAGUCUCCCAAACUGAUGUAGCAGAGUAUUUUCAGCAGUUUGGGGCAGUCACAGAUGUUAUCAUUGAUAAAGACAAGGGCGUGUAUGCCAUCGUGCAGUUCACUGAGACAGACAGCAUACAAGCUGCUCUGUCCUGUGUUGAGCAUAAACUGAAAGGCCUGAACCUGCGCGUCAAACCUCGGGAAAAGAAGGAGUUCAAGUUGAUUCCCAAGAAGAAGAAUGAUCCCAAGAACCUCCAACAAGUUCUCGACUGUCUCAAACCCAACUUGUGUCAGUUGGUGUCUGUGAAUGCACAAAUGCAGCACAUUGUCGAGCGAUUUCAGCUGGGAGAAAACGAGAAGAAGGCCCGAAGCUUACUGGUUCAACUCAUGCAGGAGGUUUUUGUGGAGUUUUUCCCAGACAGCAAGAUUCUACCAUUUGGUUCAUCUGUCAACACUUUUGGCAUCCAUUCCUGUGACCUGGACCUCUUCUUAGACCUAGAAAACACCAAGGUGUUCCAGGCUCAUGCCAAGUCAACCACAGAACAGGCAGGGGAGGGCAUGUCAGAUGAUGGCCGUUCUGAGGACUCCAUACUAUCCGAUAUCGACCUGUCCACAGCCACUCCCGCUGACGUUCUCGACCUGGUGGCAAUGAUCCUGAAACGCUGCGUGCCCAGCGUGAACAAAGUCCAGGUGGUCAGCAGCGCUCGCCUCCCCGUGGUCAAAUUCCAUCACCGUGAGCUUAACCUGCAGGGGGACAUCACCAUUAACAACAGACUAGCAGUAAGGAACACCCGCUUCCUCCAGCUGUGCUCAGGGGUAGAUGAAAGGCUGAGGCCUCUUGUGUACACCGUACGCUACUGGGCCAAGCAGAAGCAGCUUGCUGGUAAUCCCAGUGGUGCCGGUCCCCUUCUGAACAACUACGCUCUGACACUGCUGAUCAUCUUCUUCUUGCAAAACUGUGAGCCUCCCGUCCUCCCCACAGUGGACCAACUCAAAGACUUGGCCUGUGAGGAGGAAGAGUGUGAGAUUGAAGGCUGGAACUGCACAUUUCCCAGUCAGCCUAUUGCCAUCCCCCCCAGCACAAACACUCAGGACCUCUGCACUCUGCUGGCUGGCUUCUUCUCCUUCUACGCUAAGUUUGACUUUGCAAGUAGUGUUAUAUCCCUUAGGGAGGGGCGUGCACUUCCAAUCACAGAUUUCCUCAGUCAAAAUAAAGAGGAUGAUGGUUUGCAAGAGGACCAGCCCACCAAGGCCCAUCAGCAGCGUCUCAAACUGGGCCCCGUAAAUCUCUUGGACCCCUUUGAGCUUUCCCACAACGUAGCGGGAAACCUGAAUGAACGCUGCCGGCACAGCUUUCAGAGGGAGUGCCAGGAGGCUGAGAAGUACUGCCGCAGCCUGCAGUAUCAGCAGAAAUCCGCAAAGGGAAAAUCAUGGGGCCUCAUGCGCUUAUUUACUCCACAUGGGGAAGUCCAGCCAUCCAAAACGGAGCAGCUGACCAUCAGCAUCCCGUUCAAGUCAGCCUCUCUCCCAGAACAACUGUGCAAUGAGCUGCACACGGCGGGAGACAGUUUCCGGCUGCUGUGGUUCCAGAGAGUUUGCUCUGCUGUGGAGGGAGUGCUGAAGAACAUUCUCAAGUGUAACCUUGCACCCUCUAAAGAUGCUGCAUUUGGCGAGGACUCGGCUGUUGCUGCCGAGGAAAUGGAAACUACCGAAGCUUCCGUCAAAUCGUCACUCAGCGACAGCCUCGACGGUGCUGAAACCCAAAACGAAACCAGCCCCGUGAGUGCAGUCGCUGUCGGUGCCAAGAGGCCGCUCUCUUCUGGCAGCGAUACUUCGGUGUCGCCUCAAAGUAAAAAGCCGAGAAUGGCAAGACGAGGCAAGGCUGAGUUCCCUCCGUGGAUAUGUGUGCAAAAACACAUAGUCUGGGCGGGCAGGAGAAAAGUCAAACGGGAACUGAUCAAAGAUGCUGACUUGAGGCCAGAUGGCAGCUGUGUGGCAUUGGAGUCGCAGGUCACCGCUCGCAUUAUUGAAAAAGAGCCGGAGCUCAAGGACCCCCUGGAGUUUAGCGUUCAGCCCCAGAUGCUGGGAGGGACGGAAAGCACAAGGGCAGUGCUCAAGUUGGAGCCGACCAGCGACCAGACGGGAGUUUUUCACGACUUCUUUCAUUUUCUGGAAGCUUUCUUACCCAAGAUGGUAGAGACAUUGCUAGAGAAAGAAGAGGCUAGUGCUUAAAAUGGGAUUUGUCUCCAUUAAUGGAAGAAUUAUUAAUUUUUUUUUUUUAUUUGUUUUGAAUAAAAGAGGCAGUAAAUGCUGCUAAAUUAACCGUUAAAAGAGGGACAAACAACGAUUAUAUAUACUGGCUUCAUCAGAAUAUCAAGUUUGUAAUUGUUUUCAUUCAUACUGUGUUUGUAUUUCUGAGUUUUUUAGUGUUUCAUACUCAGAUUCUUAUUAGCCUCUGUUUCAGUUUGCUGUGGCUCUGUUUUAGUGUCCUGUUUUAAAGAGAUUCUGUUUAGUGUAGACAGCGCCAGAUGUUUUCAGCUGAAUAAAAGCCUUUGUAACAAUUCCUGUAAACACUUUCUUUUAAAUAGAGAGUUAUUAAGUGUAACGUAGGUGCAAAAAUUGAGUUGUUGUUUGUUUCA